Molecule: messenger RNA, 2628 nt
Organism: Cimex lectularius (bed bug)
Lineage: Eukaryota; Metazoa; Arthropoda; Insecta; Hemiptera; Cimicidae
Product: melatonin receptor type 1B-A-like
Exons: 6
Coding region: 438-1556 (372 amino acids)
Biological process (GO): G protein-coupled receptor signaling pathway
Cellular component (GO): membrane
Molecular function (GO): G protein-coupled receptor activity
Source: RefSeq, a predicted model, not a curated record
CUCCGUCUGUUAUGUCAUGUUAACAGGCUUAGCUCAGCUCAAGAAGAGAAUACCAGGGCUUCCGUAGUGAUCAAUGUUUAAUGGUUUUCAAUGAUUCCUAACCUAAUUGAACGGUCUAUAACCGGUGAAAAAUUGACAUCGGAAAGCAACUUAAUAAAAAGAUCCAACAUAAUGAAAAUUGAAUAUUAAAAAAAUAUGGUUCAAUUAAUUAUCCGCGACACUUUUCUUUUUGCACACCCUGAAAUUUAACCCACUGGUGGAAAAAAAUGUGUACUUAAUUUCAGUAAAUCAGUACGUUUGACAAGAAGUCCUGCAAAUGCUAUGUAUUGUCUUAUAACCUCUUGACAUUUCAGUCGUAUGUGAUGAGUUGCGAAGUCCGCAGUUUUGAGAGGAAUAUCAUUUAUGUGGACUAAAAGGGAUUUUUACGGAGAGUGAAGAUGGAAAAAAUGGUAUUAAAUAGGUUCAACGAAAGCGAUGGAUGGGGGGAAAUCAACCCUGUUACUUUAUCCUCGGAUUGGAGCAGAGUCGCAAGGCUGCUGACGCUGGCAGGUCUCUCUGUUGUCGGGAGCCUUGGAAACGUUUAUAUGAUCAGCGCAGUGAUGAUAGAGGACCAUCUUAAAAAAAGAGGAAAUACUUUUAUUGUUAACGUGGCAUUGGCUGAUCUACUUAUCACCGGAGUCGUGAUGCCAGCAUCUGCCAUAGUCAUCCUUGCUGGACUAGACCCAGCAACGGAGGUGUGCAAUGUACAGUGGUUCCUCGCGAUACUGUCUUGGCUCGUGACUGUCCUGAGCUUAGCAGCGACUGCAGCCGAGAACUAUUCGAGAUUAUGCCUCUCUCCAGAGACCUAUGCAAGACUGACUACAAGAAGAGUCACUAUCAUUGUCCUAUCGAUUUGGGCGGUUAGUAUCAUCGUCGUCACCAUUCAACAGAUAUUCAACGUGGGUCCGAGCUACUGCAAAAGACCUUCCGGCAUCCUACUGUACCAGGCGAUGACCGCCAGUAUUUUUUUUAUAUUGCCGGCACUAUUGACGACAUUUUAUUACGCGAAGACCAUAAUGCAAGUCCGUUUGGCCAGAACCCACCCCAGUUUCAAACCGCCAGUAGCGUUCGGUUGGGAUUAUUCCUUGAUGAAAACCAACAUGUACAGUUUCUGUUUAUUCUUUCUCUUUUGGGUACCUUUCGGCGUCAUUCUCUUUAUUGACUCGGUCAAAUCAAUAUCACCGAAACUUUUUUACAAUCUAGCAUGGAUCGCGCUGAGUAAAUCUUGUGUAAAUAAUUUCCUUUAUUGUAUUCUAGACCGUCAUUUUAGAAGCGCCUAUAUAAAUUUGUUUCAUUACUGUUGUUGUAAAACGACAGUCACUUUUUCUAGGAGGACGAGAGAAGUUGCGAGGCCUUCUGGCGAUGUAAGGGUCCACAUUAUCCCAGGGUACAAUAUGUAUUCAUACACAAGCCCCCAAAGGUCCGGACGCGAAUGCACUAAAGUUACUUCUGGGAAAAGAACGUCGGCAAAUCGUCCACCGAGGCCUCACCACAAUCGUGACGUUUAUGAACUCUAAAUCGCUCAAAUUCUAGAGACAAUUGGGGCAUUUUAAUUAACAAAAACGAAUCAGAGUUAAGCAGAAAUGACUUGGAGAAUUUAUUGUUUUAAUCGCAGCGAGGGAUUCCAUCCAAUUAACUUUUAAUUGGAAAUUCCUUAUCGUCGACCAUUUAUAGAGAAAACAAUUGCAACGAAAAAUAAUACUCUUCGAAAGAUUCAUAUUGACCAGUCAAACAAUUAACAGCCUAGUUCAUUUUCUCUCUUGACUCACCCAAACACAAACACUUAUUAAAUUAUUAUAAUUUCUGGUGUAUGCAAAAGAAAGAAUAAUAAACAGUGCUUCCCCAUAUGUGGAGUAAUUAUUAUAUUCUCUUAAUAAAGGAGAAAAAAAUUUUAAAAAAACUUUUCAUACGCCCAACUUAAUAAAAAAAAUAGUAGUUUUAAGUAUUACUAGGACUAAGAAUUUCAUUCGUCCGUUUUUCAUAUAUUGUUAACUCUUUAAUGAUCGUUUACAAUCGUUUAUAUCCCAUUUUCCAAUGGUUUAUUUCAAGAAAUACAAAGUAUAAGCAACAGUUUCCAAAAAGAGUGUAAAAUUGGAUCUUUUUACUUUAUUAUGUACCUGCUCCCACAUUGACUGCAGGUUAGAAAAAAAGGCAAAAUUGAAUCGACAAAAUUUGUAAUUAAUUUUCUGUACAACCUAGCCAAAAUAUUCACUCCCAAGUCAGUUCUGCUUUUGAUCUUUGUCUUAGGACUUAUUUUUAAUAACGUACGGACUGUCUAACCUAAGGCCUAUUAGAAAAACAUUAUUCUACUACUAUUUUUUGUCCAAACCAACUUGACAAUAGGACUAUUGGGUGCUGAGGUGUAAAUUAAAAUAGAUAAAAUAACUAUCCUUAUAAAAAAAAAUGGGGUAUGAGCCAUUCUUAAAAACAAUUUCGACAUUCCAUAAAAAAUUUGUUUUUUUAUAAAAGACUAAUUCUUGCAUUUGGUAACUUAUAAUUUUCAAGGGCAGACAGAACGUUUAUAUAGAAACCUAUACAUCUUUUAUAUGUGUAUUUAUUAAAGGAAUAUAUUUAUAUAUGAUAUAUAUU